AGUACGUGAUGAUUCAUCACAGACCUGCUGGAUAAAAACACUCAAAAUGUCUGGAUUUCAGCCCUAAUUUCACGAAUGUGAUGGCGUGGCAACUAAACAAGGGUCUUGCGACCCGUUGGUGUCUCCAAAUACUGUGUGUCCUAGCCCUGAUCAGUUUUGGGGGGAGUCAGAAAAGUGUCGCUCCAAGUCCGGAAUCCCCGAGCCAGGCAAAAUGCAGUGGAAGAUUUCUGAUGCUGGUUAGUACCUUGGAUGGCCAGUUGGCGUCGCUCGACAUUGAAAAGAAGGGGAGUCUUCAAUGGACGACAGAGACUGGCACCACACCGCUUCUGUCGUCUAGCAUCAGCAAAUUAGAGAUCGUAAAAAAUGGCCGCCCUUUCCGUCUGAUCCCUUCCCUUGAUGGCGGCUUGUAUCAAUUCGAUGGCGAUAAUGUUGAGCCGUUGCCGUUCACGGCGGACACGCUGCUGACGUCAUCGAGCAAGUUGACGGAAGAAUCCGUGAUUGUCGGAGGCCGAGAGUCGAUGACUUACGGCGUGGAUAUCAAAACUGGAGAGGUGCGCUAUCUCUGCCAGUCAUCGGGAUGCAACCAGUAUACGGACGGCGCACACAAGAUGUCCGAUGACAUCAUCAUGAUUAAGCGGAAUACGCAGACUGUCCGUGCCGUCGAGAUGAGGUCCGGAUACGAAAAGUGGAACUUUAGUGUUGGUCAGCAUGAACUCACAUUCCUCGAAGGGGAGGAAGACGCGACUAUCUCUUCCUGUCCCACGGAGGAUGGGGGCGCCAACUCUCUUGACGCCAAGCUGAAGGUGUUUGUGCCAAAUGGAAUGGUGGUCGCUGUGGAUGAAAAAGACCCUACUAACAUUCUGUGGAAAUACCAGUUUGGUGUUCCAAUUGCAAAAGCUUGGACACUCCGUCAUGGCGUCUUGGAAGAAGUCAGUCUCUUCGAUUACAAAAACGUACCCGCAUUAGCGCCGAGUCCCAGCGAAGCGAAACAGGAGAAUAGCGCUGCGCCGAAACCGAUGCUGUACCUCGGCUUCCAUCACAGCCAGAUGUACGUGCAGCCGUCGAUGACCUUGACCGACGACAUCGCUAUUGCGAUCGAUAAAAUGACGAAGUCUCCGGGAACGGAUGUUCUCACCAUGCCAAAGGUUCGAUGGAAGCCUUACAUUGCCACAGCGAGUUCUCGCACUCCGAUCAUACAUUCCAUGGUACCCCUCCUCGACUAUGAUGGUCGGAAACCAGUCCACACCUACCCAGGGACGCCCCCUAUGGAGAAAGAUGAACACGGCGUCAUCAUUGCCAAGAACGAUUUUGAUUAUCCGUAUGAUAACGGAUUUUACAUCUUCGGCCACGACAACCCAAUCAGCCUGCCUGACGCCACGGACGAGCCGGAAACUAUAUAUCAGUACAUCACGGUCAUCAACGGAUCUCUCUGGCACUGGUGGAAAGAGGUAAUUGUAAUCAGCCUCACCACUUCCGUAUUCCUCCACAUCUUUAUAAACCGCUACCUCCACCGCGGCAUGCAGGCGGGAAGCUACGACGACUCGGGGAAAAGUUCCGAUAGCGGCGUGGGCGUAUCGCAAAGAAACAGCAUCGAGUUUGAAAACGAGGCCCAACUGACCAGGAAAGCUCAAUCUAGUCCAGAUCUUAGCCAUUCGGUGGAAUUUAGUUCGAGAUAUCACAACGACUUUGAACACCUCAAGUGCCUUGGAAAGGGUGGUUUCGGUGUCGUGUUUGAGGCAAGAAACAAGAUUGACGAGUGUAGCUAUGCCGUCAAACGCAUCUGCGUAAAAAAUAGUGAGGAGGCAAAAGAAAAAGUGAUGCGCGAGGCGCGUGCCCUUGCCAAACUGGACCACGUGGGCAUCGUACGAUAUUACCAGGUGUGGAUAGAAACGCCCCCGUCUGGCUGGCAGGAACAACGAGACUGUGAUUUAGUAUCGUGUGGCGAAGUGUUGAGCACAACUGCAGCUGGCUCGCCGACGUCCAUAACUGCAUUCACGACUCGGAACACCGAACGGCUCAGCCCUGUGAGAGAAGUCCAUGAGAAUAACAGGAAAAAUAAACAACUCAGUCCUUCGCAGCUCAAUCCGUUAAGACUUGAUGACUCUUUAGCUGAUUCCUUUACUAACAGUGAUAUAAACCAGAGUCUUGGAUUUAGUCCGCAUUUCAGAAAAGACUUGGAAAAAGACGAGAGCGGUUCGUUUAGUUUAGGUGUUGGGACGCCUGCGCGUUUGGAACCUUUGUUCCCCGAUGAGGACUCGGGUGGCGUCGUGUUCAAAAAUUCGGACAGCGAGGAUAAUUCCGGUGUUAAAAAAGUGCCAUUUGAAACGUAUCGCGACUCGAGCGUGAGCGAUAUCUCAUUCGAGAAUACAAACAGUUCGUUUAAUAUUGUUUUUGAGGAUUCAGGGUGUGCGGAUAAAAGUGGGAAUGCCAAUGACGACAUACUGAUGCCGGAAGAUUUGUCGAUUAGCGGGACAAGUUCCUUGAAUGACGUCGUCGUGCAGGGGUACAGGUCGCCCACUGAUUGGUCGAGUUCGGUGUCUAAAAACACGCCCUUGUUGGGCAAAUCAAAAAGUGAUGCAUGCAUUCUUAAGUCCACACCAGAAAACAUUCCAGGUUUGAAACAGUCGAAAAUAGCUGAGGGGUCCACUCUCGGUAAUGUCUGCUCAGUCAACGAAAAAUUGCCCAAAAUUUACUUGUACAUUCAAAUGCAGUUGUGCCGAUGUGACACGUUAAAGGAAUGGUUGAACGCCAAUACGUUGCGUAGGAAUACGAUAGAGUUGCUGGACUUCUUUCAUCAGAUUGUGAACGCGGUCGAUUAUGUUCACGAUUCUGGUCUGAUGCACCGCGAUCUUAAGCCAUCGAACAUCUUUUUCUCCAUGGAAGGGGUAAUCAAGAUAGGCGACUUUGGCCUCGUGACCACCUCAGCCGAGAGGACAGAGGUAGCGCAGUUUGAGGGGGAUUACCGUUACCAAGAUCGCCACACGGACCAGGUUGGGACGCAACUCUAUAUGAGUCCAGAACAGAUUUCCAGCCAAACCUACAGCCAGAAGGUCGACAUCUACUCGCUUGGUCUGAUCUUCCUGGAGCUGUUCUACCCGUUCAGCACCCAGAUGGAGAGAAUCAUGGUCUUAUCCGACGCGAAAAAACUUAAGUUCCCAGAACGAUUCCAGAGGGAGCUGCCUGAAGAAUGCAAGUUCGUGGAACUACUUCUGUCAAAGGAACCAGACAAACGUCCGAGUGCUAAGGAGAUCCUUUGUCAUAAGAUGUUGGUCGACUUCCAACCCACUCCAAAACUACAGCGCUCUCGAACCCGGACAAUUUCAUCGUCAAGUGGAAGUGGGUCGGACAUAUCAGAUGACAGGAAUAAAAAAUAAACAAUGUGAUAGAAGUCUUUUUGGCUGAUUAUCAGUCUUAUUUAGGGAUUUGAAAUCUGUAAAAUGAGUUUUCUGUCUAUUUACCCUGUGGAAUCAGCUGCAAUCUCUUUGAGCAUCUCGGCCCUCUGUAUGUCGUGGCCAACCACCUCUCCGGGCAAAUCCGGCCUUAAACUGAAGACCAACAAACGAGGUUAUCGUCUGGACCAUAUAUCCAACUGGCAGCUUCCUCACUGUUGAGAGGUUAUUCCAGGGCUGAGUUGUUCAAAACCACGUUAGCUUUAACGGAGAAGUUAAGGCUUAACGUGAACAUUUCAGUGAGUUUAACUGAAGGCCGGGUCUAUUUGGCAAGCCGCUCGCCGAACAGGCAUCUUUUUUUGUCCUGUUUGGAGAGCUGCUUGCCAAACAGCACUAAAAAGCCACCCUGUUCGGCCAGCCGGGCUUGCCAAACAGGUAAAAAAUCUACCCUGUUUGGCGAGCUGGAGACUUUACUUUAAUAUUAAUGAGUUCGACUCUCCAUUCAGGACAAGAAAAAGUCGCUGUUUGGUAAGCCGGGCUUGCCAAGUAGUCACUUCCUUAACUGAAAGAGAUAACGUCCUUGAGGAUACUUAACGUAACCGUUAGGGAUAACGUGACUUUUGUGCUUUUGAACAACCGGGUCCAGGACACCCAAAGAGCUAUUUUAGGAUUCAAAACCGAGGUUGGAUCUCUGGUUUCAGCAUUCGAGCUGUUACAUUAGUGCGUACCUGGGAGAAAUUGAAGCUAAUAUUUCAAUUUAGCAGCUCAAAAGCGUGGGCAUAGUUGCAACAUUGGUUUAAAUGCCUGAUCAAGUCUCCUUGGCAAAGCCUCGCCAGAGUGAUGAAGCUGUCAGUUGUAUCAACGGUCCAUAAGUGGACUUUGUUUACAAUUCGAAGCUGGGUUUGCUCGGAGAGGAGGAUGGGCAUGACUAGGAGAGGUUGUAGAUACUCGGAGAGGUUGCAGCUGUUUCUAAAGGGUGAUUUUGACUGACACGUUUGUUGCAUUUUGACUGUCAAGACGUGAUUAUUUUAUUAUUUUGUAGGUGAAGGGACUUCAUAGCGAGAACCAGAACAACUUGAACUCAAAAUGAUGUUGAUGAGUUUUUUGCUGGUGAUUUGUUAAUAUGAAGACUGAUAAAACUUGUGUCUGUAAAAAUUUGAAAGUUUAAAUCCGGAGUAAUGCACAAGCGGGACAUUUUUGAAGUCGUAUUCCAAACUGUGACCCACUUUCACGGCUUGGGAACAAGUCUAUGUAAUUUCCCAUUAGCCGGUUAAUCAGCAUCCUGAGGAAACAGGGGGUUAAUGUUUGCUCCGCCGACCCUGCAGUGUUCCAAAUGUGGAUUUUUUUUGUCAAUUUUGACUUCAAAUAAAAACUAUGUGGACCGCUCUUGACGCCAUCUUGAGUUUAAGUCAUUCAUUGUUCUCGUGAAGACCCUUAACGAGCCUACUAUGAUAUCUUGGUAAUGAGGAUCAAGCUACUUCCAUAUUUCCAGUCAGAUCGAGGUGGGCUGCAAUUGAAACUAUUCAUGGUCUCCUGUCCUUUAUGACAGUGGCCAAUUUAUAUUCAGUUGUAAUUUCACUGCAUUGUCAUCAGUUUUUGCAAAUGACAUGGAAUAAUAGCAGGCAUAGUGAAAUCUUAUCACUGAUAGAGCUAUUUUAGUUGAAAAAAUUGUACUCUAAAAUGUAUUUCAAGGUGAAACUGUAAAUAACGUUUAUUUUCUAUGAAUUCUUACCUUGUAAGUAAAUGUUAAUGCUUGGGUGUCUUUACUUCAUGUAUGUGAGUGCAUUGAGAUGAAUUGGUUCUAUCAGGGAUAUGACAGUACCCAGAGCAAAAAAAAUGGACAAAAACCUUCAUGUGAAAAUGCUGUCCUAGGAAAUGCCGGAACUUGCAAAGUAUGCCUCUCAAAUGGUUAUGGAUUACAUGUAGGUUGAUUUGCAAAAUUAAGAGGCCUGCAAAACUUUUCCGGGUUAUAUUAACUUAGUAACCAAACUCUUAGAGAAAACACCCAGCAGUAUAUUUGUUGGUGAUGUAGAGUGGCAGUCCAAGUUUGUGAACUUGCGGGGAGUUGUGUGAGGAACAGAAAUGUUGGGAUCAGUUUGACCAAAUUCUUAGGGUUCCACAAAUAUUUUAAAGAUACUAUUGCUAUGUUGAAGGAAUCAAGGCAACGCUGGCGGUCUUGGUUGUCUCUCUGCUCAGUCUGUUUCGUUUAAUACUAGAGGGGUUGAGAGCAGCGACUUAUCAAGGAUCCUUACCGAAUACGAAUAUGGAUAAAAUUUCGUAAAACGAGGACAAUUUUUUUGUACAUUUCUAUCCUGAUACGUAUAAGGUUGAUAAGUCCGUGAUCAAAACCUCCCUACUGUCUCCCAGUGAGGGGCUAUAUGUUGUCCUUCCUCAGUUUGAGUUGUACAAUCACAAUAAACAUAAUUAUAAUCAAUGAUUUAUGGUCGGAUGAAAACUACAUGUUUUGU
Lineus longissimus is the source of this 5857-nucleotide messenger RNA. RefSeq names its product eukaryotic translation initiation factor 2-alpha kinase 3-like. The transcript is spliced from 15 exons. Gene Ontology annotation, biological process: protein phosphorylation. Lineage: Eukaryota; Metazoa; Nemertea; Pilidiophora; Heteronemertea; Lineidae. The record is from RefSeq and is a predicted model, not a curated record. Gene Ontology annotation, cellular component: nucleus; cytoplasm. Bases 81 to 3374 code for a protein of 1097 amino acids. Gene Ontology annotation, molecular function: eukaryotic translation initiation factor 2alpha kinase activity; ATP binding; protein binding.